Molecule: messenger RNA, 6451 nt
Organism: Tachysurus vachellii
Lineage: Eukaryota; Metazoa; Chordata; Actinopteri; Siluriformes; Bagridae
Gene: flt1
Product: fms related receptor tyrosine kinase 1
Exons: 30
Coding region: 252-4094 (1280 amino acids)
Biological process (GO): positive regulation of kinase activity; vascular endothelial growth factor receptor signaling pathway; protein phosphorylation
Cellular component (GO): plasma membrane; signaling receptor complex
Molecular function (GO): ATP binding; vascular endothelial growth factor receptor activity
Source: RefSeq, a predicted model, not a curated record
AGAGCGACAGACAGAAAGUGUGUGUGUGUGUGUGUGUGUGUGUGUGCAUGCAUGUGUGAGGAGUUCACAAGUGACGCGAUUCCGCACCUCACCAGAACGGAGCGCUUUUCAGUUUGACUGCUUCCACCGUGCGCGCGCGCCACAAAUCUGCUCAUUAUAACCGGAGGACCGAAAAGAGUUUGUUAUAACAAAAAUAUCUCGGUGGAAAAAUUUGAACUGGUUUACGAGAACAGGAACAUUUUGUCACCAAGAUGCUGGAGAUCUUUUUAGUGAUGCUGUGUGGACUGACGAGCUGUGUGUUGACCAAAGAUGCAGACUCUAAAGGAAGGUUCAGCUCUCCAGUGCUGGAUGUUACUGAGCGACAGAUCAUCCUAGAGAAGAACCAAAUCCUCCAGCUGAACUGCAGGGGGCGAUGGGGGCUAGAGUGGGUGUUCCCCUCGGGUGUGAGCAAGAGCCAUCCGAGUGCCCGUGUAGAAGAGACUCGUUGUGGCAAGCGCUCAAACCAGUAUUGCAGCCGCCUUAUCCUCAGCCCUGCCUUAGCCCAGCUUACAGGUUCCUACCGCUGCCGCUACUCCCACAAGCAGCACAAAAACACCUCUGUCUACGUUUUCAUCACAGAUAGCCAGCAGCCAUUUGUAAAGGUGCAGAAAGAGAUCCCAGACGUGGUCUACAUGAAAGAAGGACAAGACCUAGUGUUCCCCUGCAGGGUCACUAACCCUAACACCAAAGUGUCAUUGGUCAAAUUUCCUGACCGAAUACUUGGCACCGAUCAGAGGAACAUCAUUUGGAAUAACAGAAAGGGCUUUGUUAUCCGAAGCCCCACAUACUUCUACAUUGGUCUGUUUUCCUGCGAAACCAUCAUCAAUGGGACAAAAUACACCAACAAAUUUUUGACUUACAGACCAGUGAAUAAGAUCCAAAAGGUAUAUCUAAACAGCACUGGUGUGGUACAGGCUCUAGAAGGAGAGAGGCUGGCCUUAAACUGCACUGUUACAGCUGAGUGGAACUCAAGAGUGAACAUCAACUGGAGUUACCCUGGAAAGGCCAAUAAUAGAGCCUCAAUCAGUCGACGUAUAACCCAGAGCACGACCAAUGUGGUGUUCUACAGUAUUCUCACCAUCCAUAAACUUCACAAGGAUGAUAAAGGUAUCUACAUGUGCCAUGUAACAAGUGGACCAGCAAAGCGGGAAGUCAACACCUCAGUUAUAGUUUAUGAUCAUCCCUUCAUCAAGUUAAAGCAUAGAGAUGGUCCACUGGUACAGGCAUAUGCAGGGCAGAAAUCCUUUCGCCUGUCCCCUAAAUUACGGGCAUUCCCUGAACCUGAAGUCAUUUGGCUGAAAGAUGGGAUGGUAGCAGCAGAGCAGUGUUCACGUUAUCAUGCAGACGGCUAUUCUCUGGUGAUUCGAGAUGUUGCUGAAGAGGAUGCAGGGGUCUAUACCAUCCUCACUCGAAUCCAGCAGUUUGGUCUUCAUCAGAACCUGACUCUCUCACUUGUGGUAAAUGUUAAGCCUCUGAUUGGGGAGAAAGCUGUAGCAGUGCGUGACACAGCAACCGUACCACGGUCCAGCAGGCAAGUCCUCCGCUGCACUGCUCAUGGGGUCCCACUGCCUCAGAUUCAAUGGCUCUGGCAUCGUUGCCCUUCUAAAGGCCUAUGCAAAGAGCAGGUUUCCUCGUCCUGGACUGCAGUGAGUGAGAAGACAGCAGGCACAUCCACCUACAAUCCCGUCCUGAGCGUCACACACACACAGGAAGUGUUGCAGGGGAAGAAUAAGACUGUAGGUAUUUUAACAGUUGGCAAGGCCUUAAUAUCUGGCAUCUAUCGCUGCGUGGCUUCCAACUCAAUGGGCACAGAUGAACUGGACAUCCGCUUCUAUGUUACAGACAUCCAGGGAGGCUUCAGCAUCUCUGGGGAGUCAGUGGAGGGGCCAAGAGAGGGCAGAGAUUAUCACCUGUCCUGUGUAGCCAAUAAGCACCUGUAUUCCAACAUGUCCUGGCACAGAAUGAUAGGUAGCACAGCCAGUAACGUGGAUGGUCCACCUCUGGUUGGAGAGCUGACGGAGGGAGAAUACUCGCUCACAUUGAGCUUGGCGCUGAUGAACCUGACAGCGCAAGACUCUGGGAUGUACCGCUGCUCUGCCACACAUCUGGUCACGGGGCAGCACUCCCAUCAGGAUGCACUUGUGGCAGUUGCAGUUCUGGAGGCUCCGGUGCUGCUGCAGAACCUCAGCGACUGCAGCGUGAACAUCAGCAACUCUGUGACUCUUCAGUGUAAUGCCAGUGGAGUGCCACGACCUCUCGUCACGUGGUACAAGAACGGGAGGAAGCUCAAGCAGGUGUCUGGCAUCAUGCUGGCUCCGGAUGAUGGAACUCUUCACAUUGACCGCAUCACUGUUGAGGACGAGGGCAUGUACACGUGUGAGGCCACCAAUGAGAGAGGAUCUGCAGAGAGCUCGGCUUACAUUUCAGUGGAAAAUUCGGAGUCUUUCUCUCUGGAGAUCCCCACAUUAGCCUGCACCUGUGUGGUGGCUACUCUCUUCUGGCUGCUCCUAACACUUCUCAUUCGCAAGCUCAGACAGCCAAACUCAUCAAACAGUAAGACAGAAUACCUGCCAAUCAUCCUGCACCAGGGGGAGGGGCCUCUCGAUGAGCACUGUGAUAGGCUGCAGUAUGACGCUGAAAAGUGGGAGUUCCCACAGGAGCGUCUUCAGCUCGAAAAGCCACUUGGACGAGGAGCAUUUGGCAAAGUGAUGCAGGCGUCUGCCUUCGGCAUUGCCAACUCAACCGGCUGCACCACAGUGGCUGUGAAGAUGCUCAAAGAGGGCGCCACGCCAAGCGAGCACAAGGCGCUAAUGACAGAGCUGAAAAUCCUCAACCAUAUUGGACAUCACCUGAAUGUAGUGAAUCUCCUGGGAGCCUGCACAAGACCAGGAGGGCCUCUUAUGGUCAUAGUGGAAUACUGCAAGUACGGAAACCUGUCCUCAUACCUACGGAGCAAGAGAGAUGUGUUCAUGCUCAACAGGGUGACAGGAGAAGAGGAAAGCAGACAUCAGGACGAGUUUAAGAGCCAUGUGGAGGGUCAGAAAGUCAGCUCUGAGUUAGAGGGUGAGAGAAGAGAGGAAAACGAGGAAGACAAGGGUUCUGUCUUGUGCUCGAACACUCCUUUACACCUAGAGGACCUGAUCUCAUACAGCUUUCAGGUGGCCAGAGGCAUGGAGUUCCUCACCUCACGCAAGUGUAUACACAGAGACCUCGCUGCUCGCAACAUCCUUCUGUCUGAAAACAGCGUGGUGAAGAUCUGUGACUUUGGGCUGGCUCGAGACCUUUACAAAGAUCCUGAUUACGUGCGCAAGGGAGAUGCUCGCUUACCGCUGAAGUGGAUGUCUCCAGAAUCGAUCUUCGACAAGGUCUUCACCACUCAGAGUGAUGUGUGGUCUUUUGGUGUUCUGCUCUGGGAAAUCUUCUCACUUGGGGCUUCCCCGUAUCCAGGACUCAACAUUGACGAGGAGUUUUGCCACAGACUGAAACAGGGAACUCGGAUGCGUGCCCCAGAGUACGGCACCCCUGAACUCUACACCACCAUGCUGGCGUGCUGGGAGAGAAACCCAUCAGACAGACCCAGCUUCAGCGAGCUGGUGGGAACACUGGGAGACCUUCUCCAGGCCCGGGUGCAACAGGAGGGGAAGGAUUACAUCCCAUUGAACACGUUAUUGUCAGGAGAGAGCAGUGGAUCUGAGCAUCUGGAUUACAGAGAUGUACACCAAGGAACCCCGAGUUACAUCAACACAAGAAUCGAUGCUAUUACGACAUUUGAAGAGGAUCUGAACAGAGAAGUCCAGGAUGAUUCCCAGUCUGACAGUGGCAUGGUUCUCCCAUCUGAAGAGUUCAUCCAGAUGAAAUGGACUGACAAGUUCAAGAGCAAGAAGAUAACCAGGUUCUUCAUGAAAAGCCAGCACCAGGAGAGAAUGUCCCCCACUUCAGCCCUCCGCUGUGUAAGCAGCGCCCCCUGUGGCCGGGGGGAAAAUGAUGACACCGGUGUCCCGUGUAGUACGUCUCCUCCUGAUUACAACACCGCUCUGCUCUGCCCUUCUCUUUAACACACUCCUUAAUUGACUAACUCUUCAAUUAGUGAGUGUAUAACUUGACAAAAAAGGUGACUCGAGGACUCGUUAGCUUUAAACAAUUUAACAAUUAUUCUAAUAUCUGCAUUUAGCACAUUCAUCCUUAUAAAUAUUAUUAUUAUUAUUCAUAAACAUAUAUAGGUAAUUAGGAUUUUUUUAAGCAGGCCUAUUAAAUAGCUCUUCUAAUUUAAAAAGAAAUGGAUUAUGAAUUGUUAGAAGUUUCCAGAAAGGCUGGACAUCUUUGCUAAUUAAGUGUGCUUAAAUCUAAGGGUUUAAAUCCUAAAUCUUUUAUCUCAAAAAGUUUUAUAUUAUUAUUAUUUUUUAAUCAGUUAUUUAACUGAAUCGGGGGCACAGUGGCUUAGUGGUUAGCACGUUCGCCUCACACCUCCAGGGUUGGGGGUUCGAUUCCCGCCUCCACCUUGUGUGUGUGGAGUUUGCAUGUUCUCCCCAUGCCUCGGGGGUUUCCUCUGGGUACUCCGGUUUCCUCCCCCAGUCCAAAGACAUGCAUGGUAGGUUGAUUGGCAUAUCUGGAAAAUUGUCCGUAGUGAGUGAAUGUGUGUGUGUGUGUGUGCCCUGCGAUGGGUUGGCACUCCGUCCAGGGUGUAUCCUGCCUUGAUGCCAGAUUGCGCCUGAGAUAGGCACAGGCUCCCCGUGACCCGAGGUAGUUCGGAUAAGCGGUAGAAGAUGAAUGAAUGAAUGAAUGAAUUUAACUGAAUCGAGAUUUCAGUUAUUUAAAAUACAGAUUAUUAAAAUAAUUUCAAAAUAGAAAGCAUUGAAAUAACACUUUUAAAAAUAUGAAUAUAUCAACAGUAACAUCGCUUUUUCUACACAGAAAUCUGCACACAAAAUUAAACACCAACUUAUUUAAGCCUUUUAAGUAAUUUGUUUCCCUUUUAAAAUCAAUAAUCAUUUUAUUCCUCAUUUUACUUUGCCUUUUUGUUAUUUCCUAAUAUUUUACCAAAGAAAAAAAAACACCUUUAAAGCUCCAAGCAGGAACCAAACUGCUUCUGCAGCGAUUUCUUUACAUAUUUUUACACUUGAAUCUUCUCAAUAAUCUUGAUCAAUGCUUUUUGGACUCCUCGUAACUCCUCACAUGCCAACCUCAUGCUAAGUACAUUUGUAGUAGGAGAUGCUACAAAAAAGGAAGACACAAGGAAGUGUGAUUUAAAGGAACGAGAAUUCGAGAAGAGAAAUAAAUUCAAAUUGUGAUUCAUUUUCUAUUCACAGAGCAGCUAAAACCACUGAACUGUAGAGCAUCACAAUUUCACAAAUCUGUGUUGCCUAAACUAAUGCUGGAUGUCUACAACACGUUUAUUUAUUUACACUCAUUACCUUAGAUCUGCUUUUUUUAAUACAGUAAGGAUUUAUGUAGAUGCUUUUUUGUACGCUGCCUUCUGAAGUAUUCACCCCAGUGCAACUUUUCUAAACCCUUUCUAUUUUAUAAAUAAAAUCCAGACAGCUGUGAUUGAAUAAGAUUUUAGUUCAGGGGAAAACAGUCACGUUUACGUCACAUUGCACGACCAGAAAUUAAAGAGGCCGUGUCUCAGUCAGCUCCCUAGUUUGUAAAUCAGUAUUUCAGGUACACAGGUUCAGACACUAUAUUUUUUCUAUGAGAGGCUUCAGAAAACAUGACAUCAUUUCCACUACAGGAACAUAGUGAGCAUCAGUGCACCCUGGUCUUUUUGGUGCAUUGUGUUAUUGGAAGGAUUUUGCAAUUUAGACAGCCUUUUCAGUGUUGAUUGAGACACAGCCCAAUCACAUUAUCUCAAAACAAGUCCACCGUUUUCUUGAAGGCCUCAGAGACUGUUAAAGAUCAUUUGUAAUUCAUGAAGGCCAAGGAGCAAAACUCACCAUGAUGCUACCAGCACCAUGCUUCAUCACUGUUGUCUAAGCUUGGUGAUAAGCGAGGGUUGGGUUUUUAUAAGCUUAACAAAGUCAGCUUCAGUUCCAAGUUAUAAACACUAAAAAAUGUGGAGAGAAGUUAAAGGGGAGCGAAUACUCAGAACACCAUGCAUAUUUUAUAAAUUAUACACUGAAAAAUACAACUAUAAUUUUUUCCCCACACACUAUGUAUAGGCUCGUAAAACAAUCUAAUUUCUUGUAUAUUUGUAUGAGUUGUGUGUGGUAUGUACUGAUGGAUGGAAUAAACUGGAGAGUAGAUGAAUAGUAUCUGCUACUAAAAUCAGCAUUACAUAGUAAGUCACAUGACCAACAAAUACAGUGGAUAACUUUGUAAAGUUUUGUAUUCUUUAUUAAAAUACUGUUGUACACACAAAUAUUGCAAAAUGUGAGACAAUGAAACACAAUAGGGCAUUAAAAGUACUAAGAUCUUU